Lytechinus pictus (painted urchin) is the source of this 3432-nucleotide messenger RNA. Its product is annotated as leucine-rich melanocyte differentiation-associated protein-like. The coding region runs from base 754 to 1407 and encodes 217 amino acids. The transcript is spliced from 5 exons. NCBI's taxonomy places the organism in Eukaryota, Metazoa, Echinodermata, Echinoidea, Temnopleuroida, Toxopneustidae. The record is from RefSeq and is a predicted model, not a curated record.
GCAGUACGAAGGAUGACUAAGGACGGACCGAGCGAAGUAUCCUGGUUGAGAUUUGGAGACUAAGAGCAAAGUACCCAAAUGUCGGACACUUAAACAUAAUUGGACUAAAACGGUUUGUUUUGAUUGUUUUUAAUCGCCACGUCCACCGCGAUGUUCGAAGCGAGGCUUCGCCGCGCAGCUCAGGGAGGUGGGCGGCGUGGCCGAGCUUCACGGGCACCGCUGCCGCUACUCGCUAGCCAAUCUGGCCUGGCUUGAAUCCACACUGACACAGCCACAGGCACAGCCGGCACAGGCCACUGCACUCCACACCGCACCACGGCCAGUAGUCGGGCCAGGCCGGCUUUUGUAACUUAAACUUACAAUAACAUUCACUAAAUCAAACAUGCAAAGGAUUACAAUAGACUGGCCGAAACAAGAAUUGUUCGUAAUGAUAUUUUUACCUAGUAUUUCCAAAUGAAAAGCUACCUCCACUGGCACUGGUUCCUGUUGAUCCAAAUUUAAAGCCGCCGCUACCCGCCAUCUUGAUGAAUUCGGUUUCCUCAAAAAGUGGUUUACAAACUUGUUUGUCAAAUGCAAUCGAUAUUUGGAAGUCGUCAUACAUAUACAUACGUGUGUAGUGCCAACGUUGUGUAGUGCGAAUGUGUGUCAACUCCGGAUCGGAUCACUGAAUUCUUUACCGGUCUCAGAUACCGUACCGGCUUCCAGCGAAAUAGCUUGCUCGAGUUGCAGAAGACUGAGUGACAGACAUCAGUGAUGGCGAAACUGAAGCUGACGGAUGCUGACGACACACAUCGCCUCAACUUGGCCUACCAAGACAUGAAAGAACUUCCAGACAACAUUAUUCUUCAUUAUUCUAAGACAACAUUUGUUUUAGACCUGAGCCAUAACAAGUUUUCAGAGCUAAGGACAUUGGAGAGCUUUGACAAUAUUCACACACUGAUCUUGGAUAACAAUGAGAUAAAGUCACAUACAAAGUUCCCUCCAAUGCCCUGCUUACAUACCCUGUGGGUCAAUCGUAAUAACAUCACCAACUUAACAACAUUUGUUGAGACCUUGGCCCAGAACUUUCCCAAGCUGAAGUUUCUUAGCAUGAUGAAUAACCCUGCUGCACCAAGCUUCUUCAAUGGAGGCACUUUUCAACAGUUUCAAGACUAUAGGCAGUAUGUGAUCAGUCAGCUUCCUGUACUUGAGACAUUAGAUGAUCAACCAGUCACUUGGGAUGAGAGACAGGAAGCUGAAAGGAUAUAUAAACAAAUGUUCACCACAAAACAAAGAACAAAGAAGAAAACUCCUGAUAGGAAAUCCAAGCCAAGGCGGCAUUCAUCCAGUCGCAAGAGCAUGGAGGAGGAGACUACUGGUGCAAUAGACACUUUACCUGAUCUUCCAGAUCUUACUGGAGAAACAUGAUGCCAUGGAAACCAUCUUUAUUUCAGCAUUCAAAUACACAAACGAAGGAACCACUGUCGAGUAGUUGUAAUGAAAGGAUGCAAAGGUGGUGCUUUUUACAAGAGACUGUUGUUCAUCUAUCAACUCCAGGUUGCCAAGCUCAACACUGUCUUCCAGCUUUUGUUUGUAAAUCAGAACAAUAUAUUGUAAGCAGAAUCCAAUUCUUAUUUCAUUGCAUUUCACCUAUCACAAGAGCACACCUGCAUUAUAAUAUAUUUGCCAUCUGAUAUAGUCUGCAGGCACAGACCCUAAUUGACACUUUAACUAACAGUCUAGCAUAAGUUUGAUGGCAUGAGGCAUCAAUGUGGCAUGAACCAAGUGUACUGCACUCUCAUUUAGCCCAGGGAGUCUGAACAAUUCAGACAACUUUAGAAUGUUUCAACUUACCAGGUUUUGUUCCUGCAUUCCAAUUCUGAUACAAGUAUAAGUAAUCGCAUUGUUCAGUAUUCAACUUUCCAAAAAAUAUGAAAAGUCAUUGUUUUCAGACAUUUCACACUGCCUCAAAAAACAAAGAUAUGGUGUGCUAACCAUGUGAAAAUCUAUAUACCGGUAUGUUUAAUGGUACAACUUAUUGUGAAUGUAAUUUUGUUUAGUAGAUUUUGCACAAUACUCUUUAUAUGUACACUCAUUACUACCAUACAUUAAUACCAUUAUGGAGCAAUGAUUUGACUGGAUUGAGGCUAAAACUUUUUUUUUAUGAUACAUGGUUUUUCUUCUAUUUUUUCCUUGAAAAAUAUGUAUACUUAAUGCAUAGUUUUAUAAUUUCUUCAACAUAUGAUAUUUAAUUUAUGAUAUGUAACCUCUGUCAUCUAGGCCUAUACAUGCCAGUCUACUGAAUCCUGUUAUGACAAAGAAUCAAUUCAAAUGAUUGUAUUUUUUUAUUUUCUGUGAAGACAUUUUUGUGAAGAAGUAAAUUAUAAACAAAUAUAUAGUGUACUCGAACUACUCAUAUUUUUGAAAAUUAUUGUCAGUACUUACGUGUAUCUUGAACAGUAUUGAUGAUUUAUCAAGUAAAUCUAAGAAAAAUCUUGCCAUUUUUUAUUGGUUUGGAUCUGAACCUACAAGCUUAUAAUAUAGACCGAUGAAGUACUAUUUUCUUUUAGGCGUACAGCUAGUGAAAUGAGUUAAAUAAUAAUAUUAGUUAAUAAGUUAAAUAGAGCUAGUUGAAAUAGUGAUUUCUCGUUUACUGCAAAAAGGAAUGUCAAUCUGAUGUACAGUACAUAAUUAUCUCCAUUUAGUCUAAUUCAUUGAAAUGUCAUCUGUCAUCAAGCUACUUUUAAUAAGAAAAUGACAAUAUUUUAGGUCUCAGUGAUCUCAGUUUUUCAAAAAGUCUUAUUUUUUCAAUUCUUAUUUUUCUUAUUGUUAGAUCAGAUUUUGGCCAAAUUAAAUCAUCAGUGCACUAGUGUUUAUUACUAAAUAUUUUUGUAGUUUAUAUGGGGCAUGUUUGUGGCAAUUAAGAAGUAAAGCUGUAUUGAACAUAUAUGCACCUGUUGCAGGAAAGCUCUGAUAAUAAUUUGGAGAAUUAAUGAUAUGAUUCAUUGUGAUUUGGUAGCUUCACUGUCUGAUUGUCAACCUCUAGAGAAUGCUUUAAGAUAGAGAUGUCUUAAGUUUAAUGACAUAAUCUUGAAGACUGGUUCGGGAUUUACAGACCUGCCAACCAGUACGUUUUAGCCGUAUUUAGUACGUUUUUGCAACCAAAAUACGGCAGUACGUUUUUUUCUUUAAAAAAUAUGUUUUUUAAAUCGUAAUUUAUUGAGAAAAAUCAUCUCUAUAUGUCUCUAUUUUAUAAAACGUACACAAAUAUGGUUAUUAGAUCAAUGUAAUUUCAGGUAACUUGUUUUUUUUUCAAUCAUUUUGUAAAAACCAGGAAGAGAUAUACACAAGUUUCAAUGGUUUUUUUUUCAUCUGCAAGAGCAGUGCGCAUUUUAGCUUGCAUGCAGCUUGAGCGCCGUGAUGGGCGAGUGCGCCAAGCAAUUUAUUAUGAAA